Messenger RNA from Pseudonaja textilis, 4323 nucleotides. Lineage: Eukaryota; Metazoa; Chordata; Lepidosauria; Squamata; Elapidae. The record is from RefSeq and is a predicted model, not a curated record.
CCCACUUCCCUCCCUCCUCAGAAAUAGAAACGACUCGGUCCAGUUUAGCGACAAUCGAGAGAGGAACGCGCCGGCUCGAAGGGCGCCCUGGAUUUCCCUGGCUCGCCGUCAGAACGCAAAGGGAGGCCGAGGCGCCAAAGAAAGGACGCGUUUCCCCAUCGCAAAGAGCCUCUGGAUUGCAAUUCCUCCCUUCGGCCUUGGAGGAAGCCCAACCCCCCCCUCCUUUAUUCCGCAAGGAAACUCGUUACGGUACUCGGAGCCACAAGGUGCAUAAAAUAAAUUAAAAAACAAACAAACAAACCCGGAGCAAAGCGCAUUUGAAAGGUUUGAAAAACACGCGUCGUCGGGCACAGCGAUCAUGGCGCUGGAUUUCCUCGCAGGCUGCGUAGGAGGUGCUGCUGGUGUACUUGUAGGACAUCCAUUUGAUACAGUUAAGAUGACAGAUAAGCCUCAUCACGGGAGAGUUACCUAGUACGCCUUCAAGUUCAAAGUGUGGAGAAGCCGCUCUACCGUGGGACUGUACAUUGUUUCCAGUCUAUCAUAAAGCAAGAAUCUGCUUUUGGACUUUAUAAAGGUAUUGGGUCGCCUAUGAUGGGUCUCACCUUCAUUAAUGCCCUUGUCUUUGGCGUUCAAGGGAAUGCUCUCCGUGCUCUUGGAAAGGACACACCUGUACAUCAGUUCCUUGCAGGUUCAGCAGCAGGCGCCAUUCAAUGUGUGAUCUGCUGUCCUAUGGAACUGGCUAAGACACGGAUGCAGCUGCAAGGAACAGGGGAAUACAAGUUGAAGUCCAAGAACUACAAAAACUCUUUGGACUGCUUGGUGAAGAUCUACCGAAAGGAGGGUCUAAAAGGCAUCAACAAGGGAAUGGUUUCCACGUUUCUGAGAGAGACCCCCAGCUUCGGUUUCUACUUUUUAACGUAUGACUGCCUAACAAGGUAUCUGGGGUGUGAAGCGGAAGAUAGUUACAUUGUUCCCAAACUGCUUCUGGCAGGAGGCAUGUCUGGCAUAGUCUCCUGGCUCUCUACAUACCCUGUGGAUGUAAUCAAGUCCCGCCUUCAGGCUGAUGGAGUUGGAGGAGUCGUACGGUACCAGGGUAUUCUGGACUGCAUUAGAAAAAGCUACCGCGAUGAAGGCCCAAGGGUGUUCACAAGGGGUCUUACUUCCACCUUGCUUCGUGCUUUUCCUGUUAAUGCUGCAACGUUUGCCACUGUUACGAUAUUCCUUACAUAUAUGAGGUCAGAGGAUGGCCAGAUCAGAGGCGAUUUAAGUGGAUGUGAGGCUGGUCCAGUCAUCCAACAACCUUCGAGUUUUUAAAUUGACUGGAAGAUAAAAGUUGUACCUGUUACAUGUAAGAUGUCAUCAUUUUUUUAAAAAAAGAUUAUUUGGAUACCAAGAGUAUACAUUUUGGCCUGUAUAAAGCAUCUUUUUAAAAAUCUCAUUUAUAAAAGCAGCUUAAUGCUUUAGGAAGACUCUGAGUUGACUAGAAAUUCAGGCAAUAAAAGGAUUUGUCCUUUUGAACAUGUGCUCAAACCACAUCUGCUGGAUUUUCCAGUGUAGCCUUGACUUUAAUUCCCACAAUCCCCAGCCAGCACAUUAUUAAGGAAAUCCAAUGCAGUCACUAGCUAAAGUCAGUUUCAACGUAUCUCAGACAGCUCAAAAUGGCGACUACAUCUAUCAGCCCUGAGGCUAUAUUCCUAAUCAGAUUCUAUCUGUGUUCAAACAGGAAGAGAAGAAAUGGGGCCUUGAACAGAUAAUGAAGGCUUGUAUGCACAGAUGCAUACGUCUCUCAACACACAUUAAAAGGUCUGGAUGGAUUCUCUGUUCUAAUUAUUGCUCAAUCUGACCACAAUAUUUUAUUUAGAGCAAUUGUCCUGGUAAAUGUAGAGUUAAAAGAACACCUAUUUGUUUCAUUUUCCUGCACUUUAUCCUAGGAGAGCUUAUGUUUUUCCAAAUAAUUUUAGCUCAUAAUUUAUAACCAUCUGAUCAGUGGCCUUCCUGAUGGGAACUGAUGGAGAUGAACAACUGGAGAACUACAAGCCUUUCCAGACUCUGUAUUUUAACAACCUGUUGCAAGUCAUUCUGUAGAUGAUGUAAGCUACACUUUAUCAUUCUUGUUAAUUAGCAGUACUUGUCAGGAAGCCUGCUGCUUCCUGCUAAUUGUGAAUAUUUUAGUACAGUAUAUGAACAGCCUGUUUUAUUAUUUGAUCAGUAUCUCAAUAAUACUGUUCAGUAUGUAGAUGCUUUCCCUGCUAUUUUUAGAUUAUGGCUUGUUUUUCUGUGCUACUAUUUGCAUUUGGCUUUUAAUUUUUUUAAAUUGUAUGCAGUUGCAUCUUGUAAAUAUUUAAACGUAUUUUAGUUACUAUGUUUUGAGUUGGAAACUAGAGUAUAUCUAGAAACCUUGUUACAACCCAAAUGUAGACCUGGGCUGUCAAACUUGCAGCCCACGGGCCGGAUGUAUCAUGCAUUGGCCACAGCCACGGCUGGUUUAGCGAAAGAAAAAAAAGUAGUGUGAUACGUCACGUGACAAUGUGAGUUUGACACCCCUGAAUUAACUAUUGUUUUUAGGGUGACAGUGAUAGAUGUGCCUAAAUUAUCAUUUCUCCAUUACCAGGGUAUAUGCGCAUAAUUAUGGUCUAUGUGUAAUAAGAUAAAGGAUGAAAGUAUGUUUCAAAGGAUUUAACAGAAGUGUGUUUUAGAGAAUUCAAUAAUGAAAAAAGUCAAGCUCGGUAGUUUUGGAAAUUUUGGUGAACAAGAGAUCUGACAAACUAUUAAGCCUAUUUCAUAGCAUCCUUAAAUAAGAAUGCUGUAACAUUAUCUCACUGACAUCAGCAAUAUAUUAAGUUUUAAUUAGGUUUUAUUAACAAAGGUUUAAGGUUGCAGUGCUAUACACACUUAUCUGGAUGAUUAAACUCCAAUUGGGCUGAUUUCUGAACAGCAAAAAAUACCAUUGGCCUAGUCAUAAUAUCUCUCAAGAUAUAAGAGCCAUCUGGCCAGUCAAACAUCUGUUCCACAUCACUGACUGAAGAAAAAAAAUCUUACACUAAAUCAGAAUUUUGGCAUCUCCUUUUGUAGUAAUGAAGUCUCUAGGGAUUGCCUAUAAGUAUUAAGAAAUCUUAAUUAGCUUAAUUAGUAAUUAGCUUGACAUUGAAAGUUUUGUUCCUGUCCAUAUCCACCUCACUUAAAGAUCUGAUCAUAAUUAAUAAAACUGUUGUGGGCAGGAAAAAAACAUUUCUGUAAUUUUAUGCCAGUGUUUUCACAUUGGCUUGAAUUGGAUGCAUUGGAGGUAAGUUUGAACAUGCAAAGUAUUUUUCCAAAUUAAUUGAGGAAAAUCAAGUUCAACCCAUUUGUUGUUGUAAUGCAAAUUGAAGCCAUUCAGCACAGUACUACAGGCUUGGGCACAAUGUCUGCUCUGGUUAAUUUCCUCACAAACUCUCCCACAAUAACAAUGUGUAAAUGUGCUCAUUCAACAGUUGGACAAAAAGAUGAUGUGAAAUUCCUCAAGUUGAAAGCAUGGAUUAACUCUUUUUAACUCAAAGCAUGGAUUAAUUUACCCGUUCAAGAAAUAAAGUAUAUAAUGCGAGAUUGCCAAGCAGCAAGAACUUGGUGUAACAAUUAGACUGAAACUUAAAAGCUGAAGAAACAGGAUGUAAGACAACUUUCUCAUCACCUCUAAGGACACCUUGGCAUUCAACCAACUAUUUGGCACAUAGAGGGGUCAUUAAAGACCCUUAUAAAUGCUUUAAAUUGCAGUUAUACCAUUGACUUGGCCCUACAAUAUAUACAUUGUUUAAACACCAUGUUUCUCACAUGCUUUUAAGUUCUUCCUAUUCUAUUUCCAUUGCCGUGAAGAAUGUGCAAGCCCAAUGAAAAAAAAAGUAUCACUUGCAGAUUUAACUUUGGAUCAGAGCCUACAUAAUUAUGGGUCCAAAACAUCAAUUGAAGACCAUUAUUAUAGCUGUUGAAUAGACAAGAGGAAGAAAAACAGGUAGAAAAACUAGCAAUGUGAUAUAUAACAGAGGCUCGUAUGUAGAAUGUACCAUUAACUAACUGCAGUGGAAGAUAUUUUUGCGGACAGGUGCAAUAUGUCUGUUUAAACUCUUUAAUAAAAAAUCCAGCCAAUUAUUUUAAUAAUAAUUAUGCUGGAGAAACCUAUAAAACUGGAUUGCUGCUUCUAUACAUGCAGGUAUAGUGGAUGUUUUGACACUACUUGCAGGGACAUUCAAAUUGAAUGUGAAAUCCAAGUUGUUUGUUGUGCAACGACACUAUCUUUUUUUUGUACAGUAUUCUGUAACUGUUGUACAUAAAAGUAAUAAAUCUUUUUUU